AUGUCCGCCUUCUCCACGCGAGUUACCUGCGCCCUCGAGGACUCGCUGGACCAGCUCCCCACCAAAUUUUGGGAGGUGGAGGAAGUGUCCACGCAGUUCCGCCACUCCAACCUAACUAUUCAAAUCCUAAAGUGCCAAUACUUCGUCUUUAAUGCCGACAUCGAGAAGAUAUACCGUCAGAUUUGGGUAGACCCCAAGCAUACUCCUCUCCAGCGCAUUCUGUUUUGCAAUUCCGAUGGGGAAAUCUGCGACUACGAACUAAAGGCGGUUAACUUUGGAGUCAAUUGUGCUUCAUUCCUGGCGAUACGGGUCCAACAACAGCUCGCCGAAGACGAAGAGUCGAGAUAUCCGCAGGCGAGUCAGAUUAUCCGAUAUUUUAUGUGCGUCGACGACGUGCUCGCUGGGGCAGACUUAAAGACUGAGGCGCACGCAGCUAUCCGAGAGCUCCAGGGGCCCUGA
Drosophila teissieri is the source of this 459-nucleotide messenger RNA. RefSeq lists its product as uncharacterized. The transcript is spliced from 2 exons. Lineage: Eukaryota; Metazoa; Arthropoda; Insecta; Diptera; Drosophilidae. Bases 1 to 459 code for a protein of 152 amino acids. The record is from RefSeq and is a predicted model, not a curated record.